GCGGAGUCCCAGCGGUCCCUGGGCGAAGCUAGUAUAGCAACGCAGUCAACCCGGUUCCCAAAACGCGGAGCUAGGUGAUCGCCCUUGAGGACUACAAUUCCCAGGAGGCCGCACGGCAGCCACGUCGGCGUCGGCUGCGCAUACGUCAUCAGCGGAGGGCGUAUCGGGGGGCGUGUCCUACGCGCCGAUUGGUCGAGAAGGAGCGCCGCUGCGGGGCCCGCGGAAAACGCGCGGCGAGACUUGCGUCUGCGGUCCUGGUUCAAGGCGGCCAGUGGCGGGGGCCGAGGCGACAUGGAUCUCAGCGAGCUGGAGAAAGACAAUACGGGCCGCUGUCGCCUGAAGUCGCCUGUGCCCGCGGUGUGCCGCAAGGAGCCCUGCGUCCUGGGAGUCGAUGAAGCGGGCCGGGGCCCCGUGCUCGGUCCCAUGGUCUACGCCAUCUGUUACUGCCCUCUGUCCCGACUGGCCGAUCUGGAAGCCCUGAAAGUGGCAGGUGUUCGUGGACACCGUGGGACUGCCAGACACCUACCAGGAGCGGCUGCAGCAGCGCUUCCCCGGGAUCGAGGUGACAGUGAAGGCCAAAGCCGACGCCCUGUUCCCCGUGGUCAGUGCCGCCAGCAUCUGCGCCAAGGUGGCUCGCGACCAGGCCGUGAAGAACUGGCAGUUUGUGGAAGAGCUGCAGGAUUUGGAUGUCGAUUAUGGCUCGGGCUACCCCAAUGAUCCCAAGACGAAAUCGUGGCUGAAGAAGCACGUGGAUCCCGUGUUCGGCUUCCCCCAGUUCGUCCGGUUCAGCUGGCGCACGGCCCAGGCCAUCCUGGAGAAGGAGGCGGAAGCUGUUACUUGGGAAGACUCGUCACCCGAGGAGCAGGAAGGACCCGGGAGGAUCACCUCCUACUUCUUCCAGGAAGGCCCUCGCACCCGCCCCCGCCCUCUCCACCGUUACUUCCAGGAGCGUGGCCUGGAGUCAGCCACCACCCUGUAGGGGCCAGCCUGGACCCCUCCACCACCCCCACACCCUCUUUCCUCCUGGCCCCCCAACAGCAAUUAAAGUUCAGGGAGGGACCAAGCCAAGGGAUCGUGCUUUGGGGGCAGAGGUGGUCAGAAGCUUUCGGUUCAGCUGGGCCAAGUGCCCAGAGCUGCUGCUUUUUGGAACUGGAACUGAAUGGUCAGUGGCUUUGCGGUCUCCAGUCUCGGGCUCCUUUGGACUCUAGGCAUGUACCACCAUGCCUGACCUUUAGGUUGGAUUAUUAUUUUUUUUAGUUUUUCUUUAGGACGCUUAUCAGAGAAAGACAGAGACACAGAGGGAAGGUGUGAAAUCACCUGCUUGGGGGCCUUACUGCAGCCCCUUCGCCAUGCUCCCUUCAGGAUUUUGGCCACACCCACAUAUGUGCCUGGCAUG
This is a messenger RNA of Tupaia belangeri chinensis (Chinese tree shrew), 1396 nucleotides long. RefSeq names its product ribonuclease H2 subunit A (gene RNASEH2A). The record is from RefSeq and is a predicted model, not a curated record. Lineage: Eukaryota; Metazoa; Chordata; Mammalia; Scandentia; Tupaiidae. Gene Ontology annotation, molecular function: RNA binding; RNA-DNA hybrid ribonuclease activity. Gene Ontology annotation, cellular component: ribonuclease H2 complex. Gene Ontology annotation, biological process: mismatch repair; DNA replication, removal of RNA primer.